UUCAACAACACAAUUGCAGUGCCCUUUUUGCUUGAUUUUCUCGUAGCAAAUCAUGACUUCUCUGUCUCUUCCUCGCUCGCUGCCGCUCCUCCCUUCAAAUCAACCGAGAAUUAUCGCUCCCUCAUUCAAUCGUUUCCCUCUCUUUCGAUGCUCCGCCAAUCUCAGAAACUCCAAAAAUCACCAAAAUUCCAGAGCCAAUGGUCGCUUCCCUGCCACUCGCCUCCCAGCAAAGUUAGAAGUGGAACGUUUUGCGAGCAUUUCUUCUUCGAGUACCCAGAAAACUUCUUCAAUUGGUGUCAACCCACAAAUCUCAAUACCUCCCCCACCCUCAAAUGUAGGGUUGCUUCUGUUUUGGAUUAGUGCUGGCAUUGGGCUUUCAGCACUAUUUUCAUUGGUGGCUACAAGAUUAAAGGUCCUCGAUAGGUUACAAGGUAAGCAAUGGAGGCGAAAGCAAAUAAGCAGGAUUACAGAUAAGGUGUUUGAUCAUUUUAAAAAUGAGAGAGAAAGGGCUAACUUGAAUUUUGAGGAUCUGUACAUCGGUGUACUACUUGUGUACAAUGAUAUCAAUAAGCAUUUACCCGGCCCGCAUUUUGAUCCACCCUCCAAAGAUACUGUCAGAGCUAUGAUGAAGGAAAACGAUCUCAAUCUUGAUGAAGAGAUUGACAGCGAAGAGUUUGCAAAGUUCAUCAAGCAGUUGACAGCGGACACAUUGGUUGUUGUCAGUCAAGGACUGAUCCUCAAACUGGUUGCAGCACCGGUGGUUGCAAUAGCGACAAAGAGGGCUACCGAGGGUUUACCAGGUGUCGGAAAGGUUGUGCAGAGAUUGCCCAAUUCAGUUUAUGCAUCCCUUCUGACUCUUAUUGUUCUGUUGUUUCAAUAAGCGGGCUAGGAGUUCGAUUAGCUGCAAGUUUGUUCUCAGUUCAAUCCUUCUAUGGUCUAUUUAAAAGACUUCUUGAUUAUAUUAUAUGUUUUGGGUUAAAAAAAUUAGUCUCGUCAGUUGGAUGAUUGUGGCUGCAUAAUAAUGUACAAGGAGAAUGGUGUUUGAACUUAAUCAUAUACAAAUAGUUGUCUUUUGGAAGUUAACCAUUUUAGUUCA
Molecule: messenger RNA, 1096 nt
Organism: Malus domestica (apple)
Lineage: Eukaryota; Viridiplantae; Streptophyta; Magnoliopsida; Rosales; Rosaceae
Source: RefSeq, a predicted model, not a curated record